UAUUACAUUUUUGGUCAGUUUAAAGGGAAAGGAAACGGUGGCUCAGAGGCGCCAAAGUUACGUAAUCAUUUUAGGGCGGAAUUACUUGAACAAAGGGUGUACUGUGUGGCUUAAAAAGAAAUAGAAACUGAGGGCUAAAAUGCUGCCGGACGCCUACGGGUGCGUCGUGUCGAACAGGUUCGGGAACCUUCUGGAUGACGACGCUGACCCGUUUGACUUGAUCAGCGAAGUGGAAACGGAGAAGGAGAAGGAUAAGAAGAAAAAGAAAAAGAAGAAGGAAGAGGAGGAGAAGAGGAAAGGCAAGCAGAAAAAACCCGGGCAGAGGGAAUCUCAGAAGGACAGACGCGUUCCCAUCGCGUCGGAGGGUCAGGACCCGGCUCCAGCCCAUAAGCAGCAGCAGGAGCAGCAGCAGGCACGCCCUGAGAGCAGAGAUGGCAGAGAGGAGGGCCAGAGGGGCAUGAAGAGAGCUGCCGCCGGGGAGCGUAGGGCCAACCAAGAGGAGUACCCACAGGAGUUUUCCAUCUCUAAGCCUUCCCAUUAUGCAGAGUCUGACCUCAGGGGCAGAGGGGGGAUUAGAAGUAGGAGAGGAUCAAGAGGUGGUGGAGGGUACACAAGGAACCCAGACAACUUCAACCUGAGGGGCAAGAGAGAAUAUGAUCGACACAAUGGAACAGGUAUAUCUCCUGAGGAAAAGAGAGGAGGCAGAGGGCCCUGGAACUGGGGCUGUGUUGAUGAAGCUGCAAGUGAAUUAAUGGAGGUGACAUCUGAUGCUCCAGUCAAACCUGAGGAGCCCCAAAUACCUGUGGAUGAGGAGAAUCAGAAUAAAACAGUGGAAGAGGAGGAUGGGGAGGCGGUGGUCCAGGUUGCCGUGGAGAUGACCCUGGACGAGUGGAAGGCAGUGCAGGAAAUGAGUCGUCCCAAGGCAGUGUUUAAUAUCCGCAAAGCCGAGAACAAGAUUCCCUCCAAAGCCAAGGUCAUUCACCUGUCAAAGCACCUGGAGAACCUCAAGGGGUCUCUGGAGGACAUAGAGGAUGAAGGCAACUUCCUCCGAAGGUCUGUGAAUGACAUCACCUCUCUUCUGGACAUCAAUUUUGGGAGUCUUGGACGGCCCACUCGUGGGGGUCGGGGAAGGGGAGCACGAGGUGGUCUGACUAGUCGCCCAGAGAGAGCUAAACCCAUACAGGAGAGGAGGGAUGAUCUGGCUCCUAACCCAGAUGACCCAGAAGACUUCCCAGCACUGUCAACAGGAAGAUAACUGAAUACACAUCUUUUCAUUUACUUCCUGUGGGGGAAAAAAUGUUGCACUUGUUAGAAAACAGUUUUCAUGUUUAUGCUGUUCUUAAGGUUUGGGGUUCUAUUGCACUGAAGGCACUGUUCAGCAUUUGACUCCUGGGGAAUAAAUGCUUUUGCAAGUUUAUCUUGGCGCUAUUGAAGCUUUCUUUUUUUUUUUUUUUUUUUUUUUAA
Molecule: messenger RNA, 1464 nt
Organism: Toxotes jaculatrix (banded archerfish)
Lineage: Eukaryota; Metazoa; Chordata; Actinopteri; Toxotidae
Product: intracellular hyaluronan-binding protein 4-like
Exons: 9
Coding region: 140-1255 (371 amino acids)
Biological process (GO): positive regulation of translational initiation; positive regulation of RNA splicing
Cellular component (GO): cytoplasm; nucleus
Molecular function (GO): RNA binding
Source: RefSeq, a predicted model, not a curated record